Paramecium primaurelia is the source of this 614-nucleotide messenger RNA. NCBI's taxonomy places the organism in Eukaryota, Ciliophora, Oligohymenophorea, Peniculida, Parameciidae. The record is from the annotation of a GenBank genome assembly.
AUGUCUGUCAGUUUCUCUCCUGAUGGAAAUACUUUAGCUUCUGGUAGCUAAGAUAGUUCAAUUUGUCUAUGGGAUGUCAAAACAAAAGAAUAAGAUCAAAAAUUAGAGGGUCAUAUCAGCAUUGUCUACUAAAUCAGUUUCUCAUCUGAUAGAAAUACAUUAGCUUUUGUUAGUUAGGAUAACUCUAUCUGUCUAUGGGAUAUCAAAACAGGGUAAUAAAAAGCCAAAUUAGAUGGUCAUACUAGCACGGUCUUGUCAGUCUGUUUUUCUCCUGAUGGAAAGACAUUAGCUUCUGGCAGUUGGGAUAACUCUAUCCUUCUUUGGGAUGUUCAGAAUGGAAAAGCUAUUUCAUCCUCUGACAAAAUAUAUAAAGAUAUUCUAGCUUAAUUUAAAGCACCACUUUGUUAAAACAAUCCUUCACCAGGUAUUCAUUUUCUUAUUAUUUUAUAGAAUCCAACAAUGCUCCCAUUCUACGAAUAUCUCAAAUACCAUUAUUUUAAGCUUAAGGAGCUUUAAUAUUGAAAGGAGAUUUUAUAACUCAUGAAGGGUACGAUUUAAAAUAAUUAUUCAAAUCCAAAAGAAGUUGCUUUUUAGAAGAUUUUAAUUAAAAGUGA